UUGUCAAUAAUUUCGUACAUAUAAAAUCGGGUCACGAGUCGCUUUCCCAACACUUAAGAUUAAUAAGCAUCAUCUGACAAGAUAAUUUCAAUUUAAUAAAUGUUAAAACCUUGACUCAAAAUAUUUUACUAAUUAAUCAGCUCUUAACGUGUAAAGAGGACAAAAUAAUUAUUAAUUUUAGUAAAGGAAGAAAUAAAAACUAUUUAAUAAUAAAAUGGAUGAGUUUUGUGGAUCACUUUUUUGGGAUCGAAACCUCACCUGGGACACGACCGACCCCUAUUUCACACCUUGCUUCGAAAACACUGUUCUCACCUGGCUCCCUGCAGCCUUCCUCGUUUCAUUUGCCUUCUUCGAUAUAAACUUCUCCUUAAAUUCCAGGAAAAGGGAGGGCCUGCCCUGGAACCCGAUUAACAUUGGGAGAUCCUUAUUAAGCAUAGGUCUCCUCGUGGUGGGGGUGGUUCACUUAAUUUUAUUACAACAAUAUGAGGAAACGAGUAAAGUUGAAAAUGUGGCUGUGAUUGUGAGAUUAGUUUCUUAUAUUUUAGCACUAUUUCUCUUAAUUUUGGGCAAAUUGAAAGGGAUUCGGGCAUCCGGGACUCAGUUCCUAUUUUGGUUAUUAGUAACACUUACUGAGGGGAUUUUAUUUAGAACGGCAAUAAGAAAAUAUGAUGAUACCGUGGAAGAGUCAAUGCAACGUCACGUAUUCCUCAUGCGGUUUGUUAUCUUCCCAUUGUGUGCGGGACAGCUGAUCCUCCACUGGUUUGCCGACAGAGAUAAGGCCACUUGUUGAGUUGGGAAAAAGAGUCGCAUGCCGUUUGAAACGCCAUGCCCUGAAAAAGAAUCAUCUUUCAUUUCUAAAAUAACUUAUUCUUGGUUCGAUUCGAUCGCCUGGACGGGAUACAAAAGACCUUUGAACUUUGAAGAUUUGUGGGAUUUGAACAAAGAUGACAGAGCGGAUGAGCAAGUUCCAAUUUUUAUGAAGUAUUGGGAUGCUGCUGUUGAAAGAGCAAAGGCAAACAGCGCCAAAACUGGAAAAGCAAUACAAGUCUCAAUUGUCUCAAUCUUGUUCAAAUGUUACUGGAAAACGUUAUGCGUGGCAGGACUCAUGAAACUCUUACAAGACUUGUUACCCUUCAUCUCACCCGAAUUAAUGAAAUUUCUUGUCGCCCACGUCGCCCCUCAAAGCACCGAAGAAUCCUGGAAAGGCUACCUCUACUCCGGCCUUCUCAUCUUGUGCUCCAUCCUGCAAACGAUUUUCGGCGUGCAACACAUGAAACGCAUGAUGCUUCUGGGCAUGCGCAUCCGUACCGUGCUAUCGUCCGCCAUCUACCGGAAAUCUCUAAUCAUAACUUCCGCCUCUAAAAGGGAUACCACCGCCGGUGAAAUUGUUAACUUAAUGAGUGUCAACACCCAGCGACUGCUAGACUUGGCGGGCUUCUUCUUCAUGGCGCUGACCGCGCCGAUUCAAAUUGGGUUAUCAAUUUACUUCCUUUACAACACGUUGGGCGCGUCAGUAUUCGCCGGUUUGGCGGUAAUGAUCCUGCUAAUUCCGUACACGGGAUUUACUCAAUCCCGCGUGAGAAACUUGCAAAUGAAACAAAUGCUCAUUAAGGAUCAAAGGGUUAAACUAAUUAACGAAAUUUUGGCUGGUAUGAAAGUGUUAAAACUUUACGGGUGGGAGCAGUCUUAUGCGGAUCAAAUAACGAAGUUGCGGGAUCGCGAAAUGAUGCUGUUGAGGCGCGCGGCGCUGUACGGAACGAGUACGAUGUUCUCCUUUACGUGCGCCCCGUUUUUAGUUUCGCUUUCAACUUUCGCGGUUUACGUGUUGACGGAUGAAACGCAUAAUUUGAAUGCGGAGAAAACGUUUGUUUCGCUAAGUUUGUUUAAUAUUUUGCGCAUGCCGAUGACCAUGUUGCCAGCGGUGAUUGCGAUCAUGAUUCAAGCGAUGGUUAGUGUGGAGAGGAUUAAUCGGUUUUUGAAUGCAGAGGAGCUUGAGAAGAAUUCUGUGAUGAAGGAGAAGAAUGACGUUGAACCAGUUGUGAUUAAAGAUGCCUCAUUUUCAUGGACCGAUGAAAGUGUGACUUUGGCCGAUAUCAAUUUUAGCGUUAAGAAAGGAUCGUUGACGGCUGUCGUUGGAACGGUGGGCUCUGGAAAAACGUCUUUGCUCUCAGCCCUUCUUGGAGAUUUAAAGAAACACAAGGGAACAGUAAAUAUUGACGGCUCAAUUUCCUACGUAGCACAAACGGCUUGGAUUCAAAACGCAAGUUUAAGAGAAAACGUCCUUUUCAAAGAUGGUUUCCAAGAGGGGAAAUAUAAAAGUGUGAUUGACGCCUGUGCCCUGGGUCCUGAUCUAGAAUUAUUGGAAAAUGGAGACCAAACUGAGAUUGGGGAGAAGGGAAUUAAUUUAAGUGGUGGCCAAAAACAACGCGUUUCCCUUGCCCGGGCAGCCUAUAAAGAGAGCGACAUCUAUCUCUGGGAUGAUCCCCUUUCCGCGGUCGAUGCUCACGUGGGAAAACACAUCUUCGACAAACUCAUCGGACCACAAGGCCUCCUUAGCUCGAAAACUCGAAUCCUUGUAACUCACUAGGUCUCCUUCCUCCCAAAAGUGGACAACAUCGUCGUCCUAAAAGAUGGCAGGGUCAGCGAAUCCGGAACAUUUCAACAACUCCUAAAAAAUCGCGGAAGUUUCGCCGAAUUCCUAGCGCAACACUUGGACAUCGGUGAAGGGGAAGAAAUUGACGAAAGUUUUGUCGAAGAAAUCGGAGAAAUCGUUGGCAUGGAAACAUUACGACGAAACAGUUCGAAGGUCGACGCCCUAAAAAGAAGAUCCACCCAGGAAAGUAUUCGAAGUAGAAAGAAAGGAAAUUUAGUAAAAUUGGAGGAUGAAAAACCGAAAUUGAUCCAGGCUGAAAUCACGGCCGAGGGGAAUAUUCAGGGCGGGAUAAUUUUUGAAUAUUUCAAACAAGGCGGGUUCCUAAUCUUCAUGGUAGGGAUUAUGUUCAGUAUCACGUCCAACGCAGCGUCGACGUAUGCCAACAUCUGGUUGUCGCAAUGGUCGAAGCAAGCCACGAUCGAUGAAAUGGAGAGAAAUGGAACGAACGAUAGAGAAACGACGGACAAAUAUUUAGGCGUGUAUGGGGGCCUACGAGCCGCGCAAGCGGUUACGGUUCUCUUUGGAGCGGCAAGUAUCGCCAUGGCAACGUUGAAUGCGGCGGAGAAGCUGCAUUUUGGGAUGUUGAGAAAGGUUGUACGAGCACCGAUGUGGUUCUUUGAUACCACGCCGUUGGGCAGAUUGAUAAAUAAGUUUAGUAAACAUGUGGACACGGUGGAUAUCGUUUUACCCCAGAACUUGAGAGGGGGAAGUACGAUUUUGUUUAAUACGCUGAGUGCGAUUGUGAGUAUUGCGUACAGCACGCCGUUGUUUUUGACGUUUAUUGCGCCGGUUGCGAUCUUCUAUUUUUUUCUACAGAGAUUUUACGUUGCCACAUCUCGCCAACUCAAACGAAUGGAAUCCGUUUCAAGAUCUCCAAUUUAUUCCAUUCCGUUUUUACGUACAUACAUACGUAAAAACAUACAUACACACAUACAUACAUAUAUUUACAUAUUUACAUAUUUAUACGAUAAAUAUUAAUACAAAUUUUGUAAAAAAUUAUGGAAAAUGCUCAAAUAACAUACCAUAAAGUGUAUGCAAAUAAUUUUUGAUA
This is a messenger RNA of Folsomia candida, 3704 nucleotides long. Its product is annotated as multidrug resistance-associated protein 1-like. Gene Ontology annotation, biological process: transmembrane transport. Lineage: Eukaryota; Metazoa; Arthropoda; Collembola; Entomobryomorpha; Isotomidae. Gene Ontology annotation, molecular function: ATP hydrolysis activity; ABC-type transporter activity; ATP binding. Bases 809 to 2587 code for a protein of 592 amino acids. The record is from RefSeq and is a predicted model, not a curated record. Gene Ontology annotation, cellular component: membrane. The transcript is spliced from 11 exons.